Molecule: messenger RNA, 1463 nt
Organism: Microtus oregoni (creeping vole)
Lineage: Eukaryota; Metazoa; Chordata; Mammalia; Rodentia; Cricetidae
Gene: Stc1
Product: stanniocalcin 1
Exons: 4
Coding region: 199-942 (247 amino acids)
Biological process (GO): intracellular calcium ion homeostasis
Cellular component (GO): extracellular region
Molecular function (GO): hormone activity
Source: RefSeq, a predicted model, not a curated record
AGCAGCAGCAACAGCAGCAGCAGCAGCCAGCCAGCCAACCAGCCAACCAGCCAGCCACACACACACAAAUUCUUCCUCAGAUCCUCACCUAAGCUUUCAGUAUAUCCAGAUCCGCAUCUUCCCUCAAGCCGGGAGAGGGAAAGAGGAAAGGGGGGGAGGAAAAAAAAAGCCAACAACUUAGCGGAAACUUCUCAGAGAAUGCUCCAAAACUCAGCAGUGAUUCUGGUGCUGGUUAUCAGUGCUGCUGCAACGCACGAGGUGGAACAGAAUGACUCUGUGAGCCCCAGAAAAUCCCGGGUGGCGGCUCAAAAUUCAGCUGAAGUGGUUCGCUGCCUCAACAGUGCCCUGCAGGUUGGCUGUGGGGCUUUUGCAUGCCUGGAAAACUCCACAUGUGACACAGAUGGAAUGUACGACAUUUGUAAAUCCUUCUUGUACAGUGCUGCUAAAUUUGACACUCAGGGAAAAGCAUUUGUCAAAGAGAGCUUAAAAUGCAUCGCCAACGGGAUCACCUCCAAGGUUUUCCUUGCCAUCCGGAGGUGCUCCACCUUCCAGAGGAUGAUCGCCGAAGUGCAGGAAGAGUGCUACAGCAAGCUGAAUGUCUGCAGCAUCGCCAGGCGCAACCCAGAAGCUAUCACUGAAGUCAUCCAGCUGCCCAAUCACUUCUCCAACAGAUAUUACAACAGACUUGUCCGAAGCCUUCUGGAGUGUGAUGAAGAUACAGUCCGCACUAUCAGAGACAGCCUGAUGGAGAAAAUUGGGCCCAACAUGGCUAGCCUCUUCCACAUCCUGCAGACAGACCACUGUGCCCAGACACACCCCAGAGCUGACUUCAACAGGAGGCGCACAAAUGAGCCACAGAAGCUGAAAGUCCUCCUCAGGAACCUUCGAGGUGAGGGGGACUCUCCCUCACACAUCAAACGCACCUCCCAUGAGAGUGCGUAAGCAGGGGGAGGUAUCCGCAGCCUCGACGAAUAGCGUUUUAGGGGUGUUGAUACACCAACUUUGAGUGUACUGUGCCUGGUUUGAUUUUUUUUAAGUAAUCUCUAUUUUCUAUCCCCCCUUUAAAGAAAAUUGCAUGAAACUAGGCUUCCGUAAUCAAUAUCCCAACAUUCUGCAAUGAUAGCACUAUUAUCAACAGAAUAUGUGUGAUCAUUCAUCCUCUCCUUGAGAGACUGUAGUCUCUUUUAUUCCCUUUUCUCUAUGAAUUCUUUUCCCAGAUCCCUACCAAUUGCUCCUCAAACACAAAAUGUUCAUGUAACUUCCCAGUCAUUGUAAUCUGACGACGUAGAACCCUUUAGAAUGAUCACCCAGUAGAGUUAGCCAAUACAAAACAACUUUAUUUAAAUGCAUGUCUUAAAUGCUCAUAAAUAUGUUGAAUAGAAUUCGUGUUAUGAAUCUGUGCUGGCCAUGGACGAAUAUGAAUGUCACGUUUGAAUUCUUGAUCUCUAGCGAGUCUUAUGGUC